This is a messenger RNA of Rosa rugosa (rugosa rose), 1139 nucleotides long. RefSeq names its product 3-deoxy-manno-octulosonate cytidylyltransferase, mitochondrial-like. The transcript is spliced from 8 exons. Gene Ontology annotation, molecular function: 3-deoxy-manno-octulosonate cytidylyltransferase activity. NCBI's taxonomy places the organism in Eukaryota, Viridiplantae, Streptophyta, Magnoliopsida, Rosales, Rosaceae. Gene Ontology annotation, cellular component: cytosol. The coding region runs from base 94 to 972 and encodes 292 amino acids. The record is from RefSeq and is a predicted model, not a curated record.
AGUCACAACUCACAAACUAACUGUUCGCGCCGAGAUUUAAAAGACCGCAACCUCACGCGCCACCGCUCACUGAAAACGUAGAUCUGCUGAACCAUGAGAGGCUCAUCUUCCACACCAUCUAGCUCGGAUGGUACCACCCGUUCAUGGAUAAUAGCCGGAGCGGCUGUGGCCGCAGCGACGGCAGCGUACGCGGUGGUUUCAAGGCGGCGAUCGGCGAGGUUUCGGAGCCGGGUGGUCGGAAUCAUACCUGCGCGUUUUGCUUCCUCCAGAUUUCCCGGCAAACCUCUGGUUCCGAUACUCGGAAAGCCCAUGAUCCAGAGGACAUGGGAAAGAGCAAAACUUGCAAACAAGCUGGAUCAACUUGUUGUGGCUACUGAUGAUAAGAAAAUAGCAGCAUGCUGUUCAGAUUUUGGAGCUAAUGUCAUAAUGACAUCAGAAACUUGCAGAAAUGGAACUGAACGCUGCACUGAGGCGCUCCAAAAGCUUACGAAGAAGUUUGACAUCGUUGUUAACAUUCAGGGUGAUGAACCUCUAAUAGAGCCCGAGAUAAUCGAUGGGGUUGUCAUGGCCCUGCAGGCUGCCCCUGAUGCUGUGUUUAGCACUGCAGUUACCUCAUUGAAACCUGAAGAUACCUCUGAUCCAAAUCGGGUGAAGUGUGUGGUGGACAAUCAUGGUUAUGCAAUCUAUUUCUCAAGGGGUUUAAUCCCCUACAACAAGUCAGGCAAGGUCAAUCCACAUUUUCCGUAUUUACUUCAUCUUGGUAUUCAGAGCUAUGAUACAAAGUUCUUAAAGAUAUAUCCAGAGCUUCCGCCUACUCCAUUACAACUAGAAGAAGAUUUGGAGCAGCUUAAGGUCCUUGAGAAUGGAUAUAAGAUGAAGGUAAUAAAGGUUGAUCAUGAGGCUCACGGUGUUGAUACUCCACAAGAUGUAGAGAAGAUAGAACGUUUCAUGCGGGAAAGAAAUUUGUCUUAGUUCCUUUAUGAACAGAGCAAGAGAGGUUUUACAGUUUCUCUUAGCAUAGAACUCUUUUACUAAGAUUUUGUUUGCUGCUAUUCAUAAUUGUUAGCUGGCAUUGCCUGAGUUCUAUCAUGAAUUUUUACUUCUUCCUCUGCCAAUUGAUAUACAAGGCAAGUUUUCCA